CGGCCAGUGCAACCUGGCCGAAACGUUGGGAAAAAAGAUUUGGAUCUAAACAAUCGAAUCACAAUGCUUACACAACGAAAGACGUUACAACUGUGGCUAUGGGUUUUCCUGGUCCAAGUAUGCUGGGCAAACCAACCCACCCCUUUGUUUCAACUAGCACGGAACCAUUGCUCCAGCAAAACUACUUGCAGCGACUGCAUACGGACUGCUAACUGUGCCUGGUGCUUCGCUGCAAGGUUCGAUGGUUUGAGAUGUUUCAACCCUGCCAUAGAAGGGACUGCGUCCUGCGAUGAAGCUAACAUCUUAGACCCUAGUAACCUACUGUCUGUACAACAAAAUAUGGAACUUAGUAGAACGCGUUCUGACUCCAUCGCAGACUCACAUGGAGAGUCCAGAUCCGGUGUCAGCACCACUGCUGGUGGUGCCAAGUCCACAGGCUCUAAGGAGAACCUCGUUCAGAUCAAGCCGCAAAGAGUCAAACUGCAAUUACGACAGAAUCAAAUGCAACAGUUAUCCUUCACCUACUCACGUGGCGAAAACUACCCACUGGUAACCGAUUCGGUGGUUGAAAUUAGAGACACAUCAAGUGACGCCAUCCAAAUUGUUUAUUCUUCAUCCUGUCUUGAUGAACCCAACGUGAUGCAGACAAAUAGGUGUGACGGGUUAAAGGUGGGAGAUGUCGUGGAGUUCCUAGCUAAGAUUACACUGAAGGAGUGUCCGCGAGACCCAAGCAAGUGGAAACAGACAUUUGUCAUCAAACCUGGAGGCACCUCAGAGGGUCUCACCGUGGAACUGGAGAUGAUAUGCGAUUGCCCAUGUGAACAUCCUGGACAUUCCGCGUACAACGACAACCGCAACGUUUGCAGUGGACACGGCAUAUCCAGGUGUGGCGUAUGCUCCUGCCAACCCGACAGCUUUGGAAAGAACUGCGAGUGCGCUACGCAGGGCUUCGGUUUUGGAAACCAGGACACUUGUCGCCCCUACAAUACCAGCACUGGCCAAGACUGCUCUGGCCACGGCGUCUGUAUCUGUGGCGUUUGUGAGUGCAACAAGAUGUCCGACCCAACUGAGGAGAUAUCAGGGGCGUUUUGCGAGUGCGACAACUUCUCUUGCGACCGCAGCAAAGGUCGUAUUUGCUCGGGCCCCGAUCACGGAACAUGUGUGUGUGGCCAGUGCAUAUGUAGGCCUGAGUACACCGGUCCCGCUUGCGAUUGCUCGCGUAACACUGCGCCGUGCGUCAACCCAGCUACUGGUGAAAUCUGCAGCGGCAAUGGGCAGUGUGUAUGCGGUCGGUGCUUAUGCAACUUCAGCGAUGAACAUCACUUCUCAGGCCGAUACUGUGAAAAUUGCCCAACAUGUCCGAACCGCUGUAAGCAGUUCAAAGAAUGCGUAUUAUGCAUGGUGCAUCACAAGGGAGCGGAAUGGAACCGCACGCAGACUUGCUCUAAGCCGUGCAAAGAGGCGAAAGGCGUCGUUCCCAUUGUUGAGACCGAAAAACUUGAAGUAAAUGAUACUCUUAAUGAGCAUUUGUGCAGCUUCGUGGACGAGGAAGACUGCAAGUACGAGUUUGUGUACUCGUACGAUGACCAGAUGAACUUGCACAUGAGGGCACAGAAGGAACAACAGUGCCCUACGAAAGUCAGAUAAUUAUCAUAGUCUAUAUAAUUAUGCCACUUUGUUGAAAGGAAUAAACCUAAAUUACUAAAGAACAACUGCUUAAUUGAUUUGUCAUAGACAGUGAUCAGUUUUUUGGAUUCGACAUGGGGUGAACGACCUCAAUCAUUAUGUUAGUAUGGAUAUGCCCCGGGAAUCCGGGCUUAAUGUUGUUAGAAAAGGCAAAAAUGUAUGUAUACGUCACUAUGUUUUCUGCUAGUUGGAUUCCUUCUAAGUUCUAACACAUGUCAUACAGCCAGAGUGUACGGCAUGUCGCAAGCAGCGCUGAACUGACUUUUGGUGACUCACGCGCCGAGGCAUAUUAGGAAUAAGUGUUUCUAAAUAAAUAUUUCUUUAUGAAGGGCCCUAUGGCUUUGUGACCUGCCUAACUCUACACAUAAAAAGACGUUCGGAUAUGGCAAUUUCUAUAAAAACUAUCACCAGAUUACCGGGCUAUCGCCAGCAUUGGGCUACUUUCCGUAGAAAUUGACUCACAGGCAAGUCUGUCAGAUUUUGGAAUGGUCUGGUCACCUUACGUAUCGCGACUGCAUUUUUUGAAUUUGUUAGUGCUAAGUUUGCAGAAAACCCACUACGAGGUGAAGAUAUUUCAGCUGUUAGGUACAACACCAUUAUGAUUUUUUCUUGUGUCUCGAAAUAAAAACCGAUCAAGUCGAGCAAUGACAAUUGAUCAACCGACCUGACCUAGCGCGUAAUGACCCCGCCUGCUAUACCGUGGCCCUGGGUGCAAAUCCCGGUAAGGGAUUUAUUUGUGUGAUGAGCUUCCUCAUCAGAUCUGAUAUUCGUUCCUGUGAGUCAUGAGUGACAUUUGUUCAUCACCCGGAUCAGACAUUAUGUUACAACAAUAAUGUUUUUCAGUGUCCCAUCACCAAAUUUAGCGGGAAAUCGGCAGGUCUUAAGACCCUGACGACUGCAAUCGAAUGUCUGCAAUCUGACUUUUUAAACAUUUAAAAGUAGAGAAAUGAUCCAUGCCAUAUGAUGAAACAAUAAUGAGUGUGCAAGACUAGGUAUCUUGAGCUUACCGUGGGACUCAGUCAGUCUGUGUAAGAAUGACCGAAUUUAUUUGUGAGACUUUCACACAAAUAUAUUUCAUAUUGUGUAUCGCACCCAUUGUACCUUCACCUUAUACUGAAGCACUAACCUCGGUGACUAGCGUUUCCUGGCACUCUCGAGAAUGAAUGAAUUUCGCUUUCGGAAAAGUAGGCAAUAAGUGUUUCGCUUUUUUCCAUAAACGAAACUCUUGUACGAUGACCUGCACUUUUAGAGGAGCCCUUUGUUAAAUUCCUAUACAAUUCGGGAAGCGCACAGUCAUGGCUAAACAUUUUGGGGUUUCUUUAAAAUAAAAUGCUGUUUGGUGCUGGGGGAAGUUGAGAAAAAAAUGUGUUGUCAUGGUCGUAUAUAUUUGCAUGUACAUUUUGUACAUAGUUUUCUUUUUCAUUUAGCGUUAUAUUUGAUAUUCGAGGAGCCAAGCACGGUAGCACGAUUUUCGCACUCAUUUUAAGUGCGACAGGGAUGCACCUGAGGUACGUAGUUGAUGUUCUAGUAUAGUAUAGACAUAGAUUUAAGUUUGUAUGCCACAUUUUAUGGACAGUCUGAAUACAGUCACCUACGGAAACA
Molecule: messenger RNA, 3288 nt
Organism: Leguminivora glycinivorella
Lineage: Eukaryota; Metazoa; Arthropoda; Insecta; Lepidoptera; Tortricidae
Product: integrin beta-PS-like
Exons: 11
Coding region: 64-1647 (527 amino acids)
Biological process (GO): cell-matrix adhesion; cell adhesion mediated by integrin; cell migration
Cellular component (GO): integrin complex; focal adhesion; cell surface
Molecular function (GO): integrin binding
Source: RefSeq, a predicted model, not a curated record